CUUUUGUUUUUAGUUUGCUUUUGCACCCAUCCUUUCCCAAUGUUUUUCUUCUUCUUUCUCCUUUCUUUCAUAUUCUUAUUCUUUUCUUUCCACUACAAUGAACACCAUAACCAACAACAACAGGUACAAGAGGAGGGAAAACCCCAUAAUGAAUCGACCCUUUUGAACGAUACAGAGCCACAAACCCGGGAAAACGACUCCACCCAUUUGCCCCAUUCGCUUCUCCUUGAGAUCAUGCCUCCCGAUUCUGCGAAAUGGGCUAGCUUGUUUACGGGUGAAAACCAACAGAAAGGGGAUGUCGGUCGGUUCGGGUUGGGUCGAGUGGGGAGCAGUGUGAACCGGGUGGUGACUGGUGAGGAUCAGAGGACGAAGAAGAAGAAGAAGAAAAGAGGGAAGAAGAAGAGAUUGAAUUCCAAAAGCCAAGAAGAAAAUGGUGAAGAAAGGUGUAGCUUUUCGGAGGACGAUAAGAAGAAAAGGAAAGAAUCGGGUCUUGUUUGCUUGUACCCAUUUACAUCAACGGGUAGUGCAACGCAGAGAAAGAUCAAGCAACAGUAUGAUCAGCUUGUUAAGUGCCAUGAAGACAAAGGAUUAACAUUGAUUCAGGUUGGAGACUUUGCUAAUUGCUUGAUUGAAGCUAGGAUUGAACUGCAACACAAGUUUGAGGUCAUCAAAUGUAAGUUUACAAUAACAAAGGCUCUACUAUUCAAAGCAGAUCGAUCAUCAUUUGAUUCAGUAGAUAUACAAGCUAGAAAUGGAACAGAAGAGAUUCUAAGAGGAUGCAUUUGUCUAUAACUGGCUCCAACAGCAACUUAAACUAUCACCGGCAUAUAAGAAGAUUCUAGAAGUUUGUACUUGCAUGGAGUCAAAGGGAAACACUGGUGAGCUGAUGGAAGACACAGAUACGGCUCGAAGAGCUAUUAGCUCAGGAAAAGAAGCAUUCAUUUUGGCAGAAAAAUGGGAAAUCAAGAUUAGCCUCAAAUUGAUGACAACAUUUGUUUAAGCUAAUUCGACCAAGAAACCGCCCCACUUUUCGUAGUACAUAUCUUCGAAUUAUGUUUCUUUAGUUUUUGCAGCAAAAUCAUUGUCAUAAUUUCAGUUUUCACAGGCUCAUCCAUGGGAGCUAUUCGUACAGAACGACAAAGCUCUCUGAUCAUUCCACGUCAUGUUUUCAGCUGAACUUUGGUCUUCAGCUAGCACAGACAACUCCAACUUUUGAGAUCCAAGCAUCGGCCUAUUUCAUCGCUGAAAUCUUUAUAUAUUGCAUCGAUGUUGCCUUCCUUUUAGUUGAUCUAAGGAGUUUAGGUUCGAGUAAAGCAAAUUAUAUAGCUCAAAACAUCUGCAUCCAGAUUGAAGCUAUGAAUUAUAGAAGGGCUGGUGUUAUUGUAGUUUAUACAGAACUUGAAAAUAUUACUGUUUAAUACGAAGAAUACCGUUUU
Messenger RNA from Hibiscus syriacus, 1436 nucleotides. RefSeq lists its product as uncharacterized. Bases 40 to 792 code for a protein of 250 amino acids. The record is from RefSeq and is a predicted model, not a curated record. Lineage: Eukaryota; Viridiplantae; Streptophyta; Magnoliopsida; Malvales; Malvaceae. The transcript is spliced from 6 exons.